CCAUGGUUGUAACGAAAGAUACGUUUCUGCCAACGGAGGAAGAACUUACGGUGCCGGAGAUCAACCUAUCCGGACCAGCCCUUCGCGCCGGUGCUUUCCAUCUGGGAAAGUACUGUGAGGCUCAAAAUAAUGAGUUCAUGUUAUGCCGCCAAGAAUUGGAUGACCCGCGGGCGUGCGUGAAUGAGGGCAAAGCAGUUACCAACUGUGCGUUCGAGUUCUUCCGAAAGCUAAAGAAGACGUGCGCCCAGGAGUUUACGCAGUAUGCUAACUGUCUCGACAAAAGCAGUGGCGAUUUGAAUUUCAAGCACUGCCGCAACACACAGAGCGUUUACGAUAAGUGUGUGUUGGACAAUAUGCAACUGGAGCGUCCCGAUUUUGGAUAUUUCUGCCGCGCCAAGGUUCACGCUACGGAACGUCCCCCACCACCGAAGAAAGAGAAAACGGUUUAUCCGGAUGCGACACCGGGAUUGCCGGAAGACUACCCUCGACCUGAGGCCAAAUACGGUUCGCGUUUCCAUUGGCUGAACUAG
Messenger RNA from Anopheles marshallii, 530 nucleotides. It is a transcript of the gene ND-19, whose product is annotated as NADH dehydrogenase [ubiquinone] 1 alpha subcomplex subunit 8. Bases 3 to 530 code for a protein of 175 amino acids. NCBI's taxonomy places the organism in Eukaryota, Metazoa, Arthropoda, Insecta, Diptera, Culicidae. The transcript is spliced from 3 exons. The record is from RefSeq and is a predicted model, not a curated record. Gene Ontology annotation, biological process: mitochondrial electron transport, NADH to ubiquinone.